Messenger RNA from Pocillopora meandrina, 1032 nucleotides. The record is from the annotation of a GenBank genome assembly. Lineage: Eukaryota; Metazoa; Cnidaria; Anthozoa; Scleractinia; Pocilloporidae.
AUGUCGAAACGUAAAGUGCAGUUUGCUGAUAAAGAGAGCGAGGAGAUUCUGGUAGAAUCUACCCCAGCAAGAAUCAAAGCGCACUCUCUGGACAGUGACGAAGAAGGUGAUGACAACGAUGGAGGCAAAGAUGAUGAGAAGUAUGUUUUGCGCGAGGAGGAUUUGGAAGGACAAGAGGACGCUACGAUUGAUUACGACGAAGGAAUCAAGAUAACGCCGUUUAAUUUAAAGGAAGAAAUGGAAGAGGGCCACUUCGACGCAGAGGGAAACUACUUUGAGAAAAAAGAGGAAGUUAUUCGAGAUGAAUGGCUGGAUUCGCUGGACUGGGUCAAAAUCAAAGAACAGGGUGACAAGCUUCAGAAGAAUGUUAGUGAUGGUGAUAAUGGUAUCUUUGAAGAUGCCGACGAACCAAGUGAUCAUAUUCAAGCAAUAAAAGAUAUUAUAGAUAUGCUUUUACCCGGUGAGACCGUCUUAAAAGCUCUCAGACGUCUCGGUGGAAAAGAAAGUGGUCGCAACUCGUCUGCAAGUGCACGUUGGCAACCAAAAUCGAAGAAGCCGAAGGCUAAGGAAAACGAGGGUUCAACUUCCGAGGAAGACAAACAGAAACUUUUAAAACUCACGGAACUAGCAGAUCAACUGCUUCAGAAGGGUUACUUUAGUAUUUAUCAAGAUACACUUGAAAAAUUGGCUCACAAAGUCAAAACUAUGCAAGAAAAACAACAGGAAGCCGAGGAAGAUGAUGCUCUGGAGGCUGCUUUUAGACAAGGGGGAGGAGAGAAUGAGGACACAGUCAUGGAGACCGAGAGUUCUGAUGACAUCAAAGCAGAAUCAGCAAAUGAAGAUGAGGUUUAUUGGCAUUACAAAUGGGAAAAUACAAAAGAUGCUACUGUUUAUGGACCAUAUUCAUCAACAUACAUGUUAAUUUGGAAUGAUCAGGGGUGUUUUGGCGAUGGAGUCUGGGUGCGAAAAGUUGGGGAAGACAGUGGACCAUUUUAUAAUUCAAAACGUAUUGACUUUGAGUUGUACACGUAG